This is a messenger RNA of Ipomoea nil (Japanese morning glory), 1467 nucleotides long. Its product is annotated as mitochondrial import inner membrane translocase subunit TIM50. Lineage: Eukaryota; Viridiplantae; Streptophyta; Magnoliopsida; Solanales; Convolvulaceae. The coding region runs from base 154 to 1233 and encodes 359 amino acids. The record is from RefSeq and is a predicted model, not a curated record. Gene Ontology annotation, molecular function: phosphoprotein phosphatase activity. The transcript has 10 exons.
UAGCAAUUGGUCACCAUCAGUCUUCAUUUGUAAGCUGCCCCCUUGCCCCUGCCCCCCUAGCUUGUAGUCGCCACACAACCCUUCUCUCCUUCCGUCGACUCUAUCGUCUCUGCAACACUUCCACGCUUUGGCUCGCUCUUACUCCAAUACAAAAUGUCCGCAAUACUUCGACGCCAACCGCGUCUCUUCUCCGUGUUUCCGAGGAACAACCGCCGCUUCUCCUCAAACGCCACCGCCGAUCCUCCCAAAGAGCCAAUCAUUUCCUCUUCAACAAUACUCAGCGAUCAGCCUCCGCCGUCCGACGCUUCUACUCCCAAACCUCCCCCCGCCGGAGCUGAGAAGAAACCGUGGAGUUUCCUCAAGUAUUCCCUCAUUGCCGCCUUCACUGGCGGCGUAGCCACAGCUGCUUAUGCUACCUACGCAUACUCUCUGGAUGAAGUUGAUCAGAAGACCAGGGAUUUUCGGGCAGCUGCAAAUUAUACUGUUGGGGAUGACGCACCUGCUUUUGAUAAAAUUAAAGCUCGGGUGUAUUCUUCUGCAAUGACUGUACCUGCCAAGUUAGUUGAACUGUACCUAGAUCUGAGACGGUUGGCAGAAGAGCAAGUUCGAGAUUAUACUGAACCAUUAUCUGAUAAGCUACUCCCAGAUUUGCACCCCAUGGAGCAGCAUGUGAUUACCCUUGUUCUUGAUCUAAAUGAGACGCUGGUAUAUUCUGAUUGGAAGCGUGACAGAGGCUGGAGGACUUUCAAGAGACCUGGAGUUGAUGCUUUCCUGGAACAUUUAGCUCAGUUUUUUGAGAUUGUUGUAUACUCUGAUCAGCAGAGCAUGUAUGUUGAUCCUGUUGUCGAAAGAUUGGAUCCAAAGAACUGUAUCCGGUAUAGGCUAUCAAGAGGUGCAACUAAAUAUCUCAAUGGCAAGCAUUAUAGAGAUCUUUCAAUGCUGAACAGAGAUCCCUCAAAGGUUAUAUAUAUCAGUGGUCAUGCACUUGAAAGCAGCCUUCAACCAGAAAAUUGUUUGGAAAUCAAACCAUGGACAGGAGAAUCUGAAGAUACAGCACUUUUGGAUCUUAUUCCAUUUCUUGAAUAUGUUGGCAAGCAUAGGCCAGGUGAUAUACGAGCUGUUUUAUCUUCAUACGAAGGGCGUGAUGUUGCCAAGGAGUUCAUUGAACGGUCUAAGGAGCAUCAGAGGCGAAUGCAAGAGCAAAAGCAGCAGGGUCGUAUCUGGCGCCGCUAGAUACAAGGAUUGGCUAACUGUAGGAUUGUAUACUUGUUCGAGACAAUGAACAACAACAACUAUUACUACUGUGAAGUAGUAGCAACCAAUUUUGUGUAGUUAAUAAUUCCAUCCUUGUUUGGAGAUGACCCUUUUUCAACUCCAGCCUACUGCACUCUUCCAUUAAAUAUCUUUACCCUAGCUUAAAUCAACUUCAUGUUUAACCCCAUAUUAUUAUGAGUCACACUUGUGUGA